This is a messenger RNA of Vanrija pseudolonga, 1578 nucleotides long. RefSeq names its product D-galactonate dehydratase (gene dgoD). Gene Ontology annotation, biological process: D-galactonate catabolic process; amino acid catabolic process. The transcript has 10 exons. The record is from RefSeq and is a predicted model, not a curated record. NCBI's taxonomy places the organism in Eukaryota, Fungi, Basidiomycota, Tremellomycetes, Trichosporonales, Trichosporonaceae. The coding region runs from base 115 to 1389 and encodes 424 amino acids. Gene Ontology annotation, molecular function: galactonate dehydratase activity.
CAACUACUCGACACUGCGACAGUUCUUAACCCGGGCCGACCGCUGACACCGUGACCCCCAAGCAGGCAGCUUGAACAACUCCCCCAACACCCUCCCCCUCGUCCCACCUCCACCAUGACCGACGCCGACCGCGCACCAGUCUACCUUCCCCCGUCCGACUUGUCGGCCAAGUACAAGGGCGGCAUCCAGCGCUAUGUCGCUGCCCAGCCCCAUCCCAGCGCGAGUGUCCCGGGCUCGACUCGCAUCAAGAAGAUCGAGAACUUCUACGUUCGCCCUCGCUGGCUCUUUGUGCGCAUCGAGACGGAGGGCGGUGUCGUCGGCUGGGGAGAAGGCACCCUCGAGGGUCACACCGAGGCCGUCCAGGGCUCGCUCAAGGACGUCGCAAGGCGUAUCGUCGGGUGGGACGCGAUGAAUAUUGAAGACAUCUACCAGUACCUCUGGCGCCACCGUUUCUACCGCGGUGGCGAGGUGCUCAUGUCGGCCAUGUCGGGCAUUGACAUUGCCCUUUGGGACAUCAAGGGCAAGGUGCUGGGCGUUCCCGUGUGGCAGCUGCUCGGCGGUGCGGUGCGCGAGCGGUGCGAGGUGUACGGAUGGAUUGGCGGUGACCGCCCGUCCGAUGUCCUCGAGCAGGCCAAGGUGCGCAAGGCACAGGGCUUUACCAAGGUCAAGAUGAAUGCGACCGAGUCGAUCGGCUGGCUCGACUCGCCUCACGCGCUGGACGAGACGGUCAAGCGCCUGGCCGAGGUGAAGAGCCUCGGCCUUGACGCCGGCCUCGACUUCCAUGGCCGCGUGCACAAGCCCAUGGCCAAGCAGCUCGCUCAGCAGCUCGAGCCCCACCGCCCCCUGUUCAUCGAGGAGCCGCUGCUCCCCGGCUACGUUAACGAGCUCAAGGACCUGUACAACAAGACGACCAUUCCGAUUGCUCUCGGCGAGCGUCUGUUCACGCGUCUCGACGUGCGGCCGUAUUUCGAGGCUGGGUGUAUCGAUAUUAUCCAGCCGGAUAUUGCCCACGCUGGCGGUAUUUCAGAGACCAAGAAGAUUGCCAUCAUGGCCGAGGCUUAUGAUAUCGGCGUUGCUCCACACUGUCCGCUGGGCCCGCUGGCAUUCGCCGCAUCGCUUCACGUUGGCUUCUCGACGCCCAACUUUGUCAUCUGUGAAAUGAGCUGGAAGAUGCACUACAACGUCGGCGGAUUCGACCUGUUUACGUACAUGACCAACCCAGACGUGUUUGCGGUCAAGGAGGGUGCGAUUGACCUCUUGACGGCGCCAGGGCUCGGCAUCGAGCUGAACGAGGACCUGAUCCGGCAGGAAGCGGCCGAGGCGGCCAAGCUCGAGCCGUGGCAGAACCCCGUGUUCCGGGGGCCAGACGGCACGAUUCGCGAGUGGUAAGCGCUGUAAGCUGUACUGUAGUCGCGUGGUCGUGCGGCCUCCGCAUCGGCGCAUUGUAGCGAGCUUGAGCGACGGAUGCAGACCGAGCAGGAGUUAGGACUACCGGGCCGUUAUCCAGGCCGCUGCACCGAGCCGGCGUUGACGAGCAUGAUGCGCGCUGUCUGCGGUGUCGCGCGCCGCACAGAAGAC